Messenger RNA from Fonticula alba, 1040 nucleotides. RefSeq lists its product as hypothetical. The transcript is spliced from 5 exons. The record is from RefSeq and is a predicted model, not a curated record. Lineage: Eukaryota; Rotosphaerida; Fonticulaceae. Gene Ontology annotation, cellular component: cytoplasm; nucleoplasm; ASAP complex. Gene Ontology annotation, molecular function: RNA binding. Gene Ontology annotation, biological process: mRNA splicing, via spliceosome. The coding region runs from base 120 to 908 and encodes 262 amino acids.
GGGGGCCGCGUUCUUCGGCCCGCACCCCGUCCCAGGCCGGCACCCAGCCAUCUAGCAACACUCUCCGUUCCGCCUGUUUUGCCUCCUUCUCGCUUCGGUCACACAGCGUUCACACGGAUAUGACGUCCCCCUCUCAAGAAGACCGGGGCCGCUCGCGGUCUCGCUCGCGGUCUCGCUCGCGGUCGCCCGACGACGUCGAGCGUGAGGGCCGCUGGGGCUCGCGUUCGCGCUCGCGCUCCGGAUCACGGUCUAUGUCGCGGUCGCGGUCUCGGUCGCGGUCCUUGUCGCGGUCGCGGUCUCGCUCCCGCUCCAUUUCCCCAUCUCGCCGUGAUGUUCGCUCGCGGUCGCACUCUCGCUCCCUUUCGAGGUCGCGUUCCCGUUCCCGGUCGCGGUCCAUGUCCCCGCGCCGGGGUCGGUCGCGGUCCCGCUCCUUCUCGCGGUCGCGGUCGCGGUCGCGUUCUCCGGGCAUGCGCACCCGGUCGCCGGGCCGCCGGUCUCGGUCCCGGUCUCGGUCUCGGUCCCGGUCCCGGUCCCGGUCUCGGUCCCGGUCGCCCGAGCCGGUCACCAAUUGCAAGCGUGUCAUUGUCCAUGGCAUCUCGCGCAACGUCCUGCGCGCGCACCUGAUGGAGAUUUUCUCCGAGUAUGGCACCGUCUCCUCGAUUGAUAUUCCUUCUGACAAGCCCGGCCUUCACCGUGGCCUCGGCUACGUUGUCAUGGAGACCCACGAGCAGGCCCUUGAGGCCAUCUACCAUAUGAAUGGCGCUCAGAUCGAUGGUAUGGUCGUCACGGUAUCCCUGUCCCCGGUCAUCGGCAAGCGCGGUGGCGGUGGCAGCGGCGGUGGUAACGGCAACAAUGGUGGUGGCAAGCGUGGCCGCCGGACUGGCUCCAGCCGGCGCAACCGUCGCUAAAAGCUCCUUCGCCCUGUGGUUUCAUUCCUCGAAUAAGUUCCCUGGCAUGGGGGUACCCCUUCCUGGGUGGUUGUAUCCCCAAGUUUCGCUCGCUUGCUCUCUCUUCCUGUCUCUCUCUCUCUCUCUCUCUGU